Molecule: messenger RNA, 735 nt
Organism: Papaver somniferum (opium poppy)
Lineage: Eukaryota; Viridiplantae; Streptophyta; Magnoliopsida; Ranunculales; Papaveraceae
Exons: 1
Coding region: 1-735 (244 amino acids)
Source: RefSeq, a predicted model, not a curated record
AUGGAAGCUAGACUCUCAAAAUGGUCUUUUAUUAAUGUUUCUGAAGCAGGGAGAUCUGUGAUGAUUAGGAAUGUAACUAACUCUAUUUCAGUGCACCAUAUGAGCAGCUUCAAAAUUCAAGAUUCUACUAUAUCCAAAAUCAACUCAGUUCAGCAACAAUUCUGGGGAAAUAAGAAGAAUAACAAAGGAAAACACUUCAUAGCAUGGAGAGAUGUCAAUAAAUCUAAAGAAGAAGGAGGUCUGGGAUUUAGAGACCUUGAGGUUUUCAAUAGAGCACUAUUAGCUAAAUUUUCCUGGAAACUUUGCACAGAUGACACUUCCAUUUAUGUUAGGUCACUUAGAGCAAAAUACUUUCCUAAUGGACUUGUUUUCAAUACAAGUGAACAUCCUAAAUUUACCUGGUCCUGGAGAAGCAUUAGUUCAGAGCUGCAAUUUGUUAAUAAAUAUAGCCUUCGGUCAGUUGGUGAUGGGAAGAAAAUUCUAAUUUGGAAGUAUAGAUGGAUAGAAGGUCUUGAUAGUCCUCCCAUUCCUAAAGCCAGUGCUACACAUUAUCAAGACUUCACUUUUGUUGUUCAACUUUAUGAUACAAAUAAAGGUGGAUGGAAUAUCAGUUUACUCUCAACUUCAUUUGAUCCAGCUACUCUUACUCUAAUUCUCAAGAUAUCUAUUCAUCAUAACUUGGAAGACAGACUUGUUUGGUCCCUUGAGAGGAAUGGCUGUUUCUCAGUAAAGUAA